CUUGCGUAAGUCGUGCAUGGCACACGCCGUUCCUCCUCCAUCGCGCGCGAUCUACACAGGACUAUCACGCACACGACUAUACCAAGAUGGAGCUGGGCACAACAUGGCGCUAAAUGAGCCCUUUCUGCUCAUGUCCAAGGCUGCGAAAGGCGCGGCUGCGGCUAAGCUCAUCCAGGACGCCACUUCCGCAUCUGGGUCUUCGUAUUCGCUGAGCUCCUCGAGCUGCCUAACAUCAAGAGCAAACAGCGAACAGUACGCACAGCACUAUUCACUCCUGCAGCUCUUCGCGUACAAGACGUACCAGGAUUAUCUUCAGCACAAGGAUGUAUUGCCCAGCCUCAAUCAGGCUCAAAUCACGAAGCUGAAGCACCUCUCAUUGGUGUCUUUGGCAAUGGAGAGCCGGAUCAUCCGGGGUAAGCUCGACCAGAAGGAGCAGCAGUUCGACGUCGAGUACACUGUCGGGAGGGAUGUGGAGCCGGGAAAGAUAGAGUCUUUGCUGGCCUCGCUCAAGAACUGGGCUGAGACGACGUCUGCCGUCAUGACCACUCUCGACGAGAGGCUUGCUGCGCUCACACAGGAGGCCGCGCAGACGAAGGCGAAGCAAGACGCUUACGACCAGCGGUACCAGACGACGCUCAAGGAGGUGCUGGACAAGCAGAAGGAGGCCAAGGCGAAGCAAAGGGCCGCAGCCUACCCCGGCCAGACAGGUCUUACCCCCGCAGGUAUCGCGGAGAGAGACAGGCAGCGUGAGCGUGAGAGGCAAGAGAGGGAGGAACAGGAGAGGCGGCAGCGGGAGAAGGAGCAAGGCAAGGACACCGACAAAGACACCGAGGAUGAUGGCAAGGGUGACAGCAUGGAUGUGGAUGACCCGCCUGAAAGUGGCAAGGGCAAGAAGAAGGCGCCCCACUCGGAUGCAGCUCAACGGCAGCAAAGGAAACGCAACAGGCCGUGAGCAGCUUCGCGGCAGCGCCGAUGACCUUCAUAUGCUGUGCACCCCUUCAUAUGAAAUGUACCGUGCUAUCCGGUUGUGCCAUUGCUUUGUACGCUCGCCUCGUGUCUGUCUGUAUAGUAUCAGGAUGCGGCCUCGCAGAUCGUAUAUAGACCCGACAUCCUUCUGGAAGUCAAUGGCAACGCAUGCAAGAGAAGUUGAAUGCACGCGGGAUGCUCUGCCGCCUGAGUCGAUGCUUCAACACACAUGACGCUGUCCUUGAGCCGGGUCCUAGCUCCCUCCGACACUGCGGUGUCCGUGCUGUGCUGAAUGAGCUCUGAG
Messenger RNA from Fomitopsis serialis, 1270 nucleotides. RefSeq lists its product as uncharacterized. The transcript has 6 exons. NCBI's taxonomy places the organism in Eukaryota, Fungi, Basidiomycota, Agaricomycetes, Polyporales, Fomitopsidaceae. Bases 104 to 952 code for a protein of 282 amino acids. Gene Ontology annotation, cellular component: COP9 signalosome. The record is from RefSeq and is a predicted model, not a curated record.